Heterostelium album PN500 is the source of this 4707-nucleotide messenger RNA. RefSeq lists its product as uncharacterized. Lineage: Eukaryota; Evosea; Eumycetozoa; Acytosteliales; Acytosteliaceae. Gene Ontology annotation, molecular function: protein binding. The record is from RefSeq and is a predicted model, not a curated record. The coding region runs from base 1 to 4707 and encodes 1568 amino acids. The transcript has 8 exons.
AUGGUUAGUAAUAAUAAUAAUAACGAUUCAAAUAUAAUAGUUAAUUUAUCACAUGUAUUGUUAUCAAAGAUUAUUAAUUAUUUAGAAGAUAACAAUGAUAGAAUAGUGUUUACAUUUGUUUGUAAAAGAUGGUUCAAUGAAAGACAAGGAUAUCUAUCUUUUAAUAUAGAUACUUAUUCUCUUAUUGAUGACGAUCAAAACUUUAUGUAUUUGAAUUCUUAUAAAUCGAUCAUUUCAAAUAAAAUCAAAAGAAAAUCAGCAUGUAAAGCUGUUUUUGGUGAUCUUGAAUCAAAACAAUAUUAUGAUUAUUUUUUAACUGAAGAUCAAUUGGAUGAUAUCGAUAGAUUCAAAUCAUUAAACAUUUAUAAAAUAGAUAUUGCUGGUAAAGGAUUUGUUAUAGAGCCAACACAAUUUGAAAGUUUAUGUCGAUUGGUUUCAAAUUUAAAUGUUACAGUUUUUAAUGGUAUUCCAUCGUUGAAGUGUAAAUUACCAGAGAGUCUUACAUCAAUAUCAUUUUCACGGGAGUUUAAUGAUGAACUUUUGCCAGGAUUCCUACCACCAAAUUUGAAAGAACUCACUCUCGAUCAAUAUUUUAAUAGGACAAUAUUAGCAGGAGUUCUCCCAAACACAUUGGUCAAAUUGAAGUUCAAUGUAUCGUUCAACCAGGAUCUCGAACCAGGAGUAUUACCUGCAUCGCUGAAAGUUCUUAAGUUCAGAUGUCAAGGUUUUAAAAGAGAUUUUAAAGUUGGAUCAUUACCACCAAAUCUCGAAGUACUAGAGUAUUCUGGAAAUAAUUCACCGAUUGGCGAUGGAAUACUGCCCUUGUCAUUACACACUCUUACUUAUGCUCCGAUAACAUGGAGUAAACAAUUCAAAUCACUUAUCAACCUCAAGACACUUUUGUUUUACACUAUGGGUGAAGAGUCUUUCGAUUUAAGUAGUUUGCCAGAAUCACUCACAAGUUUAACAUUAUCAGUUCCGGAAACACCAGUACAAUUGAGUGGAACAAUGCCACUCGCUAUCAGACAUCUCGAUUUGGAUUCUAGUGAAUUCGAUGCUGACUCAGUGUUCAAAGAUCGCUCGAAAUACCAAUUCGAUUAUCUAAAGGUGAAUCCAUUCAACGCUAGAUUAUCUCUCGAUGGUUUGAAGAUAAAAGAAUUGGAAUUGGAUUUGACAACCGACCAGAAUGAAGAAUGUAAGGUCAAUGUUCCGUUUGGUGUCGAGUCACUCAUUGUUCUUUUGAACGCAUCGGAAUUCCAAAAGAUACCGACAUCAGUGAAGAAGUUGAAGAUUACCAAUGUUUGGAAUAGUAUCAAUACCAUCCAGAAGAACAAUGACCUCUCUGGUGCCGGUUCUAUACAGGAAUUGGAGAUCAACUAUAAUGAUCCAUUCUUUACCGAAAAUGACCAAGAAAGCUUACAGGGUGAUUGUAUUUUUAUAACUUUUUUAAUCAUUUAUCAUUCAAUGAUUGUUAGUCUAUCACAUUUAUUGUUAUCAAAGAUAGUUAACUAUCUUGAUAAUAUAGAUAGAAUAGUAUUUACAUUAGUUUGUAAAAGAUGGUUCGAUGACAGAGAUAAAUAUCUAUCUUUUAAUACUGAUGAUAUAAACAUCAUUAAUGAUAAUAAUGUAGGAGUAUUUACAUUAAAAUCAUAUCGAUCAUUAAUACUCAGAUCAUUCAAUCAAAAGAGUAAUUGUGUUCUGUCCAUUGGUGGUACCAAAAAAGACUAUUCUCUCGACCCUCAUUUAUCAAAUUCUCUAAUUCAUUUAUUAAUCAUAAACAACAUAGUUACUCAUGGUGAAGAUACAAUAAAUAGAAUAUCACCAAACAUCACUACAGUGUAUUUAACUGAAAAACUUGGUACCAAGUUUACAGAGAAUCUCUUUGGAAUGAUAUCGAAUUCGAAUGUAUCCACUCUAAAAGAUAUAUCAAGUUUAUCGAAUGUAUUAUUACCUGUGAAUUUGACAUCGAUAACUUUUGCCUAUGUAUUCGAUUCACCUUUGUUGGCAGGUUAUCUUCCACCGAAACUAAAGAAACUGAAAUUCGAAAGUCAUUCAGAUUUCAAUCAACCAAUCUCAGCAGGUGUUCUUCCAAAUACAUUGACAAAACUGAUAUUUGGUGCACGCUUCAACCAACGACUCGAACCGAAUGUAUUGCCAGAAUCUUUAACAUUUUUAGAAUUGGGAGGUGAUUACUCUCACACACUUCAAGUUGGAUCGAUUCCUCCAAAUCUUAAAGUUUUCAAUCAUUUUGGUGAAAGAAUUUGUGAUAUAUCAGAUGGAGUAUUACCACAAUCACUUUGUACUUUGAAAGGAUCACCUUUAUCAUGGAUUCCAUUCAUCAAAUCACUGAACAAUCUCACAACAUUAUCGCUCUAUCAAAAUGAUAUUGAUGAUUCGUAUUACACUGUAGAUUUUGCAGAUCUACCAGCUUCUCUAACUGAUUUAGAUAUUCAAGCUUCUUGUCUUCUCAUUUCUUCUAUAUCUCCGUCAAUUAGAAAUCUAGAUAUAGCCUCAACACAAUAUGAUAUCGAUGAGAUAUUCAAAAAUCGAUCACAAUUUAAUUUGGAAAGACUAUGUGUAGAUGGAUCGAAACUAGAAUCUCUUGACAAACUGAAGAUCAAGGAGUUGCAGCUAGAUUUUGAUAGUAGCGAAUCGAUUAUCAGAGAUAUUCCAUUUGGAGUGGAAACUGUAAAUUUUGGAUACGAUACAUAUAAAGUAGAUAAAACAAUACCAAAUGGGUUUCCAUCGUCAGUGAAGAAGUUUAUAUUUAACUCGGAUAAGUCAAUUAGUGCACUGGGUUUCAAAAUUCCAAACACUGUCGAAGAAGUCGUGAUAAAACUAUAUUGUCGAGAUCAAUUCUCAACUAAAUGGAUUCCGGACUCUGUAAAAUCACUGACUGUUUCCUCUACAGUGCUUCGAGAUGUUUUUAACUUACCAAAAUCAAUAACCAACUUGUGUUUAACAAGAAAUGAAAAUAUAGUUGAACUCCAAGUUCGAAAGAUUUAUGAUAAUCAUUAUCUCAUUUUCGGUCAAUCAAGAAUCAAUUUCAAUGCUGCAAUUGUAUCUCGUAUUCGAUCAUACCUGCCUGUUGAUAGUUUAACUUUCAGAAAGAUUAAACUUGAAUCUUUAGAACAUCUUGAUCAUUGUGAUCAUAUAAGCAAAAUAAAAUCAAAUCUUAAUAAUCAUCUGUGUCUUGAUAAUAGUAAUAUUAGUAAUGAAAUAAAUGAUAUAUUUAUCAAUAAAAGAAUAAAAUCUAUUUGGUCAGUGUUAAAAGAUUCAUCACUACACAUUCAAUCAUUAACAUCAAAAGAAUCAGAGAUAUCACAACACAUUUCAGAAUUACAUGAAUAUUUAAGAGUUAUAGAACAUAAAUUAAAGAAAUCGAUCAAUGAUGAUAUUGACACACACAAUCAACAAGUUAAUCAAUUACUAAAUGAAUUAAAAUAUUUAGUCGAUAUAAAUAAUAGUAAUAAUAUCAUCAUUAACAACAAAGAAUAUAAUGUUAAUAAUAAUAAUAAUAGUAGUAGUAGUAAUAAUGAAUUUGAAGAAAUCAAACCAGAUAUUACAGAUGAAUAUUUAUUAUCUACAAUAAUCAAAUCAAUCAAUGAGAAUUCAACUUUGAUAUCAUUCAUUGAAAAUAAUAAAGUGGUAUUUGAUCAACAAAAACAACAACAAGAUCAUACCUCUAUAAUAGUUAAUCAACAUUAUAAUAAUAAUUCAGAUUCAUGGUUAUUGGAUAGCAUCUAUAAAUACUCAAAACAAUUCAACCCACAACGUCAAUUACAAAUAGUUCAACCAUUGAAUAUCUAUACGAUAAGGUUUAAUAUUCAACCAUUCAAAUCGGUGAUCCACAAGUCGAUCAGUGUAACAACACCCAAACGAACUAAAAAUACAAUCUUCUCUCUACAUAGAAACGGUGCAACUCUGAUUCAUUUCAUAAGUGAUGAUUACUUUCAUACGGAAGAGGUAGAGUUUCCCGAAGGACAUAUACUUGACUUUCGAAAUACAACCAUGUCUACCGCAUUGGUAGGCAAGAACAUCUAUAUAUUUAGUGGUUUCAAUGCCGGCAGUAGCAAGCUUAUCAAAUACAAUAUCAAAGCGAAAUCGUUUAGCGUUGUGGAAAACGUCAAGAAUUUAACUCGUUACUAUGGUGUCUCGCUGUGUUAUGACGGUUACGAUCAUAUAUAUCUGGUUGGCGGCUACAGAGGUUCCUGUUACGACCCAACAAUAGAAUCGUUCAACGUGCACACUAAGCGACUGAAAAUCAAAGAGCCUUCUUUCAAAAACUUUUCAAAAAAGGUGAUCUCAGUGUAUCAUCGUCGCAACGGAUGGAUCUACACGGUGCCAUCCGACGCUCCUCUGGUGAUAGCAUUCAAUCCCGUCUCAAUGGUAUCUGUAGAGUAUCGAUUCAACGAUCUGGAGUGUGCAUACAGUGGUUGUACUGACGAUGACGGUAACAUCUAUGUUCUCAACCACCGAAAGUACUUUAUCCGAUUCAACAUGGACACCAAACAAUUCCAACGACUUGAAAGUAUUGAAUUCCAUAAUGAAUUCUUAUCGAUGGUCUAUCGUAAGGUUUCACCCUCCUCUACUUGCUCUCUGGCAGUCAUAUAUAGUAAUGUCAAAUAUUCCAUUUUCAACUUUGGAGAACACAGAGUUCAAAGAGUUUCUUCAGUCGUUAAACUAUUCACCUCCCUCAAGGUAUAA